CCGCUUUCGUGUUGCAUAGUAUCCAUUUUUUUCUGUUUUUGCGAACUGGCUCCGUGAAUAAAACAACUUUGAUCAGAUAAAAUUUAAAUGAGUGAUUGUGUGAAAUGUAAUUUACCACAAUGCAAAGAUAUGUUUUAUUCCUAAUUCUAAUCCACAUGCCAUUCAUUUUUUGGAUAGCAUACGCGCGGCCUAUACAGUCCAUACCUACUGAGACCGUUUCGAGCGAAAAUCCCGUUCCCAACUUCCCAUCUCUUAGUAUUUACCUGUGCGUAACGUAAGCAAUCAAUCGGUGAAGACUUUAGUUUCUUUUAUUCAACACAAAUUUCAUCACUUAUUAAAUUGCAUUAGUACUUCUAAGGAUAUCUGAUUGCCCCAAUUCCACAAUAUACUGCUAAUCUGAGAGCUAAUUUUAUUUUAUACCUGGCUAGGAUCCAAAAGCCGGGGUAUCACAAGACAAAAGUUCAGUAAGCUGUCAACGAAAAGGAGACUGUUAACCGUCAGUUAACGUAUAGCGGUAUAGGCCUACAUCAUCUUGUUUUCUGAAGCCGAAUUCACACAUUAUAUUAGUUCCAGAAUAUUGUAUGACAUGGGAUUAAUUUUAUCAUGGUUCCGGAAACCGAGCACAAAGGAAUUGCUCAGAGAAAUUCAGGAGGACCUGGACAGCAUUCAGGACCAACAACGUGAUGUGGAACUGCGCACACGUCGUGUUGGUCGAUAUGUUGUGUACAGCUUUGUACUUUACCUUCUAGUUGGUCUUUGCACAUACUGGUACUGGCUUCCUCGAACCUAUAAUGACUGGCUCAAGUUUUCCCUCCCCUUUGCUGCCUUCCCUCCACUAGUUAUGAUGGUCAAGAGACUUCUUCACUGGUAUUAUGCACGACAGCUGCGGAAUUCUAGAGGAAAGGUAGAGAGGCUAAAGAAAAGGAAGCAGGAUAUUCUAGAUCAAGUAAUGGAGACUGAGACUUACAAAGUUGCAAAGGAAAUUUUACAACAGUAUGCUCCAGAGCAGCUCACUCCAGUUAUGAAGAUGAACAUGGCUACUCCUAGCACCACCCUUACUCCUGUGUCAACUGUGCGACGCCGUGAAUCGGCCAUGGUUCGUCCGAUUACACCAGCUUCUGUGGUGCGUCCCUCAUUUCCUCAUCCUCAGGGCCCAGUCAUGAACAGACAAGGUGCGCCACUACCUCAUAUGGCUCAGGGCAGGGGAAUACAUGCCACACCCAUCCUGACACAGCCCGGACCCAGACAGCAGUUGUUCACGGCUGCCACUUCUGCAGGUGCCCAACAGACGCCCCUCAGAGCCCCCCUACUCACUCCUGCAGGCCGAGGCGGUGCACCGGGCGUGCCGAUGCCGCGACCGGUGGCGCCCCGGGAGCGCGGCGUGAUGGACCGCGUCAUCGACUACCUCAUGAAGGAGGGACCCACCAACAGCUACGCUCUCGUUUGCACUCAGUGCGAGAGCCACAACGGCAUGGCGCUUAAAGAUGAUUUCCCUUACAUGGCAUACCGGUGUGCGUACUGCCACUACUGGAAUCCUGCCCGCAAGCAGCGUCCGCCUCCACCGAGGUUGGAGCCUCUACAGCAGCCGCCACCACCGCCACCCGUCGUGUCCAGCAGCGAGUCUUCCUCCACUGACGAGGAAGUUGAUGACCACGCAGAACAAGUCGAAGGCGAAGAAAAGCAGUCGCCAGCUCUGAGAAGUGAUAGCGAACCUAAUAGCUCUGUGGCGCCGCAGCACACCAGUUGUAGUACAGACAGAGGAGAAGAGGCCGACCUGGCCAACAGUAAAGACGACCCUGUGUCCGAAGUUGUCGAGGAGCGGCAGGCCAAAACUACCGACGAUUCUCCUCCCAAAACUGAAGCAAAUUAAUCAUCGUCAUUUUAUCAUAUAUUACCAAUUGCAUAGUGAUAAUAGAAAUAUGUUGAUAAUCCAUUGUUGUACUGCGUUCGAGUUUUAUGUAAACCAACUGCUUUUUUUCGAUACUUCAGAAGAUUACUGAAAAGUAUGAGUUUCUCAGAACCAUAUGUUGAUUGAAUACUUAGACGGUUAUUAGACGUCUAAUUAAGAGCGUAAGUUACGCUGUGGUGCUAGCUAAUGCUCUCUGUCUCAUAAAUUUCUUGUAUCCUUUUAUAAAUGGUUUUAAUUUUUCCGAAGUUGCGCGACAUUUCGCCUGUGAUUCGUGUCGAAUUGCUAUAAGCCUUUCUUGUAUCAUGAAAUAUUUGGUGUUAAAUUUUCAUUUUCGUCAAAUCGAUAGAUUUUUAAACUGUACUUUGGCUUUGCUAACAUCAAAAUCAUGCCGUUCGGAAAGAAGCUUAUGGAGUGAGUAAUGUAUCUCUUGUUAGGCAGUUCGCCGUUCGUUUACGCUUCUCCACUGUAAAUAUUGUUCAAGCAUUUGUACCUGUUCGAUUUUUCAUGCCACCUGUAGAUAUUAGUGUAAAAAAGUGUGUGAACUGGUCCCAGGCAUGUAGGUUUUCUAUUGUACAGAUAAGCGUUGUAUGAGAGUUACUUUAUACUUUCAUUGCCCAUAGUCACCUCAGGUUCAAAGUUUUCGCGAUCUUUAUCAUUCAGUACCUAAUAUUUGCCUCUGUUGGAAUUGCGUCGUUUUCAGUUUGCCCUGUUCUCAACUGAAAAAUACUUUGGAAUUAUUUGUAGUCUUGGCUUUGUACGCUUUAAAUUCUUGUGGUGUGAAAGCAGAGGCGCAGUAGUUUGCGGAAAUGAAUUAAAUGGUUAAGGGAGUUUUACAAAUUUCACGGUUGGCUUAGACUGUGAACUCUUACUUAUUAGUGUAGGUUUUAAAGGUUCAUUAUGUGUUAAUUUACUCCGCAAGAUGCUUUGGCUCAAGUGAAUAACAAUAACUGACUUCUUUUAAAAAUAUUCCGAUUCAAUCUACUUUUAAACAUUCUUGCAUAUAAUAUCUUCCACGAGCGAUACAAUUUGCAUCGGUCAAAUAUGUUCACUAAAAGAAGUUCUUAUUUAAUCAGGGAGAUGCUUGACUCGAACACGAGUCAAGCAUCUCCCUUGUUAAUGUAGAUUCCAUUCUUUAGAAAUGAGUUGUCAUGACAUUUGGAUUGUUAGUCGUCGCUUGUCGCAUGUAAUUACGCUCGCUUCUUUAAUACGAGCCUUCAUAUCACCGCUUCCUUACUCUUAAUUGUGUGCCAAUUCUCACGUAAUUUAAUUCAGUAUAAUUUGAAAGCCAAGUUCAUUUUACGGCUUCUUUAUUGCAGGUUUAGUACAUUUCAGAAAAAAUGAUUUUCCUUAUCAUUAUUGUUGUAUUGUAUUUUUUGUAUCACGACGAUCAUUAUUGUAUCACGACGUGACGCUUGAGCGCUUUUCAGCUAUUGCUUUUGUAGCGUUGAUGCCACGCCGCCAAACCUCGGCUGUAUUUAGUUAUGAAAGAAAUUAAAGCGAUUACUCUCUUCGGUACAAAUCGGCUCGUAAAAUCAUGCUUACGUAAGACAGUUAUGUUGAUUAUUCUAGUCGAGAACGUUGUACCCCACAAAUUCUCCUAGUUUACGUUCGUUAAUAAAGCGGCGCAAAGUUCA
Hyalella azteca is the source of this 3543-nucleotide messenger RNA. It is a transcript of the gene Lnpk, whose product is annotated as endoplasmic reticulum junction formation protein lunapark-A. Gene Ontology annotation, biological process: endoplasmic reticulum tubular network organization. The transcript is spliced from 10 exons. NCBI's taxonomy places the organism in Eukaryota, Metazoa, Arthropoda, Malacostraca, Amphipoda, Hyalellidae. Bases 587 to 1870 code for a protein of 427 amino acids. The record is from RefSeq and is a predicted model, not a curated record. Gene Ontology annotation, cellular component: endoplasmic reticulum tubular network.